CCACUGUUCUUGUUUACUUCCGGAUAUUCCAAAGGGAUUUCCCUCAAGUAGAUUUUCACUAAGGUCAAAUAUUUUGAGCUUGAUUAUGGAAGUUAAGAAGCUUGACAGUAUGGACAGUAUACCUCCAGAUGGAUGUUGUGCAUUUUUCUUACCGAAGAAGAGGCGAUUCUGCAAAUUUAGACCAAACACAGGACAAAAAUACUGUGCUGAGCACGCCUGUGUAAUGGGGGUUCAACUGGAAAGAAAAAGAAUACCAUGUCCUCUGGAUCCAAAACACACCUGUUAUGAAGACAGUCUGGAGAAACACUUAAAGAAAUGUAACAAAAGUGUAACAAAGAAUGCUGUUGAGGGCUACCACCAGCAGGGCAUCAACGCCGGCAAUGAUGACGGAGAUGCUGCCCCUCAACCCAAGGUGACUGUGUGUACUGUGAAGGAUGAGGAACUGCAAAUUCUCAUCGACAGAGUGAAUAAAUUAUACAACGAACACAUACAAGACAUCAAGACAGACAUCCUCAGCCACAGUUGUCUGAGGGAAGAGUUGGAGAAUCCUUCAUAUGGCACACCGGCACUGAGACAUCGCAAACAGCAGGCCUCGCUGGUCGGCCACCUAGACAAGCUGCAGCUGCUGAAAGAUGGCGUCUGCUUUGUGGAGAUGGGUGCAGGGAAAGGUCAGCUGUCUCACUGGGUCCAGCGAGCGGUGGAGAAGUGUGAUAAAGUUUCCUUCGUCUUGGUGGACAGAGGCACGAUACGAUACAAACUUGACAACCAGCACCGAGAAGAACAGGGACCAAAGUUUGAGAGGCUCAGGAUAGACAUUGAACACUUAAAUCUGGGGAAGUAUAACACAAUAUCAGCAGAUGACCACCGUCCAGUGGUUGCGAUGGGAAAACACUUGUGUGGUGCAGCCACAGAUCUAGCACUGAGAUGUCUACUUGAGACACUUCCCAAGUCAGAUGACAACCAAACCUGUGAACAAUCUCCUUCCAAGAAGCCCAGAACAGAACAUAAACACAGGCUGCCCUCGGGUGUAGUGAUAGCGCUGUGCUGCCACCACCGAUGUACCUGGAAGGCAUAUGUUGGCAAGGAGUUCAUGAAGCACUGUGGGAUAUCAGCCCGAGACUUCCAGCUCCUCAGCAGCAUGAGCAGCUGGGCCACCUGUACCUGGAAGGGCUGGAGGAAGACAGGCAUAAAGCAGCAGCCGGAGCAGAAGGACAGACCAGAGGAGGAUGUGGGGGACAGCACUGCAGACGAGCAUGACAUUGAGGCAGCAGACAUCAACAGCGCUCAGACGUCUGGGUUGAAGCUGAGUGAGACUGAGAGAGAAGAAAUUGGGCGACGGUGCAAGCGCCUCAUAGACUACGGACGCAUCAAGUACCUCCAACAUUAUCAAAUGGACAGCAACUUAAGGGAGUACAUCGACCACCACCUCACACCAGAAAACAUUGUCCUGAUCGCUAAACCUUUCAAAGACUGAGUGCACCAAGGCAGCAUACACAAUACUCAUAAAAUGUCAUUUUUUCUGGAAGCUUGAAAUCUGUCUUCUUUUGGAAACAGAAUACUGUAAUUGAUGACAAAUAUAUCUGUUCAUGAAAUAGCUUAUUUGUUUUUUGUCCUGUACCCUCUCACAGACAGUUGCGAUGACACAACAAACAUAUCUCCUAUACUUUAACAUAGAUGUAUGAUAGUCAUUGUGCCAUGACUGAUCUGUGAAGGGGUCAGUACUUACCAGCUAUGGUGACCAAAUCUCUGUGCUGCUCCUGUAAUCAAUUUAUAUUUUGAAUUGUCUUCGAAGUGAAUCAUGUUGCAUUUGUCAUUAGGUCACGACACAUGCACUUUACUGAAACCUAUCACGUGUGGAUCAGUGGGACGCCUGUAGCGGUGUGUAGCAACAAGUCAAAAUCCAAAUUGUGUGUAGGGAGCAUCACUGAGAUAGUAAACUGCAGCUACAUGUUGACCAGUUGUGUUGGUAUCUAAUGUACAUAACCUGGCUUGUAUUAAGUGUUGCAAGCCAUGAACAGAGGCGUGAUACAUCUGUGUGAAAUCUUCCUACCAGCGGGUGUCCUUGUAACUGUCAGCAUUAUCACUCUUUUAGCACCAGGCUAUGCUGAUUUCAUUUGCAGAACAGCACCCGGGUCGUUUGAAUAUGUUUCACUUGUUACUUGAAUUUAUUUUUAAUGAUUGGUUCAACGAUGACAUUAAAAUUUUAGUUUACAGAAUAUUUUUUCUACCUGUCCAGUCUGUAAACUAUUUUCAGUGAGGCCAUAAUAAAUAUACGUCAUUAGGUUUCUAUUGUUGCCCCCUUCACUGCCUCAAUCAUGUUAUAGCCCCCAAGUACCUACAGAUAAAGAAAAUCACUAUCUGGGUGCCUUCUUUCUUUACUUGAUGAAAUACACCACGCACUCAGUACUACCAAACAUUCAUGCUUCAUGUGAUUCACAAGUGUUUAUGUUCACAGAUGUCUUGAACAGUUUGUUAAAAAAAAUAAAAAUACAUAACAUGCCUCCUGCCUCACAUGUAAUCUAAUUAUAUAUUUUUUGUGGCCUAAUGAAAUGCAUUUAAAGUCAGUCGUUAGGGGAAGGACGGUAACCAUUUCAAUAGUUAAAUUUGGAAUGCACUUUUACUUAAACAUUUCUCUACAGUCCUGGACACAAACAAACCACUGUUUCUGGUGCUAACAGUGAUAAUCCCAUCCAUUUUUUGUAAGUAUUGUAAUUUUAUUUUUGUCUUUUUAUAAUGUAUUGACUUCAUGUUUAUGUGUGUCUAGAGGAUAUUGACAAGGAAUACGAUUUGUAACAUGUGUGCUGUGUGGCCAGGCUGGAAAUAAAACUUUUAAUUAUCAAUUCAA
Messenger RNA from Haliotis rufescens (red abalone), 2845 nucleotides. RefSeq names its product tRNA:m(4)X modification enzyme TRM13 homolog. The transcript has 14 exons. The record is from RefSeq and is a predicted model, not a curated record. Bases 86 to 1474 code for a protein of 462 amino acids. NCBI's taxonomy places the organism in Eukaryota, Metazoa, Mollusca, Gastropoda, Lepetellida, Haliotidae. Gene Ontology annotation, biological process: tRNA methylation.